Molecule: messenger RNA, 3665 nt
Organism: Triplophysa rosa
Lineage: Eukaryota; Metazoa; Chordata; Actinopteri; Cypriniformes; Nemacheilidae
Gene: mmrn2b
Product: multimerin 2b
Exons: 7
Coding region: 158-2752 (864 amino acids)
Molecular function (GO): protein binding
Source: RefSeq, a predicted model, not a curated record
AGGAGGGAGAGAGAGAGGGGGAGUGGGAAGUGAGAGGGUGGAGACAAAGGCACGUUAGUGAGGAUACCGGCUGGUGUGGACAGAGAGACAUAGAAAAGUUUCCAGAAUUGCUCAGGGCUACUCUCAAACGUUCAGUACCUCUGGGUUCUUCAGCAGGAUGGCACAGACGUUGCCUUUGUUGGUGUUUGCAGUCCUGAAUUCUCUGAGCUGUCACAGUGAGGUGAGGGCCAGGGACCCUGACGUGGAGGAAGAAGAGGCAGUGGGGCUGGGAGAAAGGGCACAGCAGAUGCCCGGCGCCUUCGGAACUGAUCACCUACCCACACAUGAUCAUCGACAUCACAGCAUCUCAGUCUCAAUGGCUCCUGUUGGCGCACCUCAAAACUCUGUGAACCCCUUAAGAGAGAGACUGCAUCCUCCUGCACAUAGAGGAAACUGGUGUUCAUAUGUAAAUCAACGUGUGGUCACUACAGCUUUACUGUGUGGCACUGAGACCCAGACAGUUAAAUCAGUGAACCCCUGUCCCGAUGGAGUUCCAGACUGCCAAAUCAUCAUGUAUAAGUUGUCCUCACGGCCUAUGUACAAGCAAAAGCAGACUACACUUUCUUCAGUGCACUGGCAGUGCUGCCCGGGUUAUAGAGGACACAACUGCCUGGAAAAAGACAAAUCUCCAGAGGAUGAGGACAAUGUCUCAGCAAAGUCCAGGCAGGACCAGUCGGAAAGCCAACAUUCUGGAGAAUCUAAGGUUAACGACAACAACGGCUCAGGCGGUCCAAUACUGACUGACCAACUAGAGGACAUAGACUGGGACGACAAGCCUCAACAGGAGCAUACAAUUCGUGGUCCUCAUCAGAGCCCUGUUGGUGCAAAAGAAGGGAUCCCUACCUCUCAACCUCUGCCAAUACUUGAUUCAUCUAUUCUCCUGUCAAUGCAUCAGUUGAUGUCAAUUAUGAUGAGUCAACUUCAGCCAGUGCUGGAAAGCUUCAAUCAAACACUGCAGCAUCUGUCCGGCGAGGUGGACGCGCUGUCUAGGGACAUGCAGCAGUUGCGGCUGGAACAGUUUGGGGAUGCAUCCAGACGGACUGAAGCUCGCAGUGGAAAUAUUGAGGAGAAAUUAGAGUACAGCCAUCUGCAGAUCAGCGAGAUGAAAACUCAACUAGACACACAGAAAGACCAGAUGGAGAGAGCAUUUCAGAUUCAGCAAGACAUUCUGCAGCACAACCUAACAAAGCUGAAGGACGAGAUGGAGGAUCAGAUCAGUCAGAGCAUAGAUGCACAGGUGAAUCUCCAGUCUCUUAGCGUGUUGGUUGAAAAAGUAAGACUUGGACAGAAGAGGCUGGAAGGGACACUGCAGAGAGAACGUGCCGAGUCGGUCGAACCAGCGCAGGAGUCAAGAGUGUGGGAGGCCAUCACUCGACUGGAUGAGAGGGCACAAAAAAACUCUGCACAGCUCAGCAGCUUGUCUGACACCUCAGAAGACACUGCUAGUGCUCUCCAAACCCUGCGAGAGAAUCUACUGAAUCUGGGCCAGAAAGUAGAAGAGGUCAAAAAGGACUCGGAGGUCCACUUUGCAGAAACCGGUUUGGAGGUAGAAGCAGUUCGGGUCAGGGUGCUUCACAGCAUUAGCGAGCUUAAGGCUAAUGUAAGUGCACACGAAGGCCAGCUGAGAGAAAUAGAGCUGGACCUGAACAACAUCUAUCAUCAACUAAAGAGAAAUGACUCGCCUAUUGCAGCGCAAGCCUGUAACUGCGCGUCCAUCGCUGACUCUCUGGUGAGGCUUGAAAUGGAGGUGGCGAACGUGACACGCUUAGCGAAAAAGAACCAACUUGCAUUUGAAGAUGCAGAGAUGGAGAGGAGUCAGACUCGCUGGAUGACAGAAGUGGAAGAUCUUCAUCAGGGCCUGCUGAAUAUGAAGGAAUCGCUGGCCUUUGAACAAGGCAGAAGCAGAAUUAUAAACAACAAUAUAUCCCAGCUAAAGGCUUCACUUUUAGACAGCCAGAUGGAGAUGCGCAGCCUGAAAGAGAAGGACGAGGCAAAGUCGACAGAAAUUCAAGGCCUGGCGGCCACCUUUUCUUCGCUCCUUAGUGAUGCUCUACGCCACUCCGAGGUCCUGGAGGUGCUACUAGGAGAGGAGGUCUUGGAAUUCACCACAUGGUCUCACAACCAACAGAAAGAGCUCAGUAUACCAAAUCUUUUACAGAAAAUACACUCCAUGCAGCACAAAAUUGAGAACCAUGAUAGGAGCCUAGCCUCCCUUCGGAAAAAGCGUCCGGAGGAAGGUGAGAUGCAUAGUGAUGACCCUGUGGCAUAUUCGGAUUGGACCAGCACAAAGAAUCAGUUAGGCUACCCGACACCGGAUCCGUCCACCGGAGAGGAUGAAGAUGAUGAUUAUUCAGUCAGUGACUUCUGGAGUCUGGGAAAGGAGGUGGAGGAAUUAGCAGGCCGAAUAAACCUGCUGGAGGAGAGUUGUGGCAACUGUACUGUGACCCCUGGUGGCUCUGCUGUGGAACUGCAGGUGGAUAUAGCAUCACUACGUCAAACCCUGGAGGAUCAUUUGAGAACGUUUGAAAAACUGUUCAGUCAUACAGAAGAACUAACCAGCUCUGGUAGAAGCCUGAAUCUGGAUGAUGUUUGGAAGCUGGUUAGGAGGAAAGAAAGGAACAACAGAAGACAAAACCCCAACCAGGAAAAGACAGAGAGUGGAAAUGAAAACUCUUCCAGGAGAGGCAAAAGAUACAGUAAAACAGGCAAUUGAGAUACUUCAUUUAAUAAAAAUUUGAUUGAUGUGGUCCUGUAGCUCAACUUGUGCCAUGGGUACGAACCACAGGGAACACACAUACUGAUAAAUAUAUAUAUAGAUUUAAUGCACUCUAAGAUGCUUUAGAUAAGUGCCUGCCAAGUGCAUAAAUGUGAAUGUAGAAAACGUAAAUACAUUAUAUUAGUACUGAAAUAACUACAUUAAAGGGCUAGUUCACCCAAAAAUGAAUGUCAGUAACCAAACAGAUCUCAUCCCCCAAUGACUCCCAUUGUAUUUAUUUUCCCUACUAUAGUAAAUGGGGAAUAAGAUCUGUUUGGUUACUGACAUUCUUCAAAAUAUCUUCCUUUGUGCUCAGUAGAACAAAGAAAUGCAUACAGGUUUGGAAUCCACCUGAGGGUGAGUAAACGAUGACAGAAUUUUCAUUUUUGGGAGAACUGUCCCUUUAAAUUGCAGAUGCAACAACACUGCCCCUCCAUGGACACAACUAUAACUACACUAUGACAAAGCAUUUGUGAUCAGUCUGUGAGAACCCAGCUAACGUUAGUCAUUUUUUGUGAUUCCCCCCACAAACUCAUCUUAAAUAAUGUAAAGUACAUCCUGAGACAAUAUAACUGUAUAAACAUCUUUAAUAUUGAUAGAGCGAGGAGUAAGGUCAAAGAUUAAAACCAUAGUGAAAUUAUUGGUUGAAAUCAAAUUUAACGUAGUUAAAUGACUUGAGCCUGGUUUUCAGAGUCCAGUCACAUUUUGUUGUUGACUGAAUAUAUUGUUAACAUUUUUUAUGAAUCAUCUUAGAUUACGUUUUAUUACCGCUUUCCCCUGUGGUGUUUGUCUCAAACCUGGACCACAGAACGACGCCGAGCGGGGAGCUCACGUCAACUAACACGGCUGUGAACCACGGUGGCGCUUUUAA